This is a messenger RNA of Cuscuta campestris, 3793 nucleotides long. The record is from the annotation of a GenBank genome assembly. Lineage: Eukaryota; Viridiplantae; Streptophyta; Magnoliopsida; Solanales; Convolvulaceae.
AUCCAAUUUUUCUCUCACUAAAGUUCACUCUUGAGAUAGAGUAAGAAAUAUAAUUCGGACUGAGGAGAUUUACCCGGUCUAGGUCAUACUUUGUGUUCUUGUUGUGUGUUUUAUAUUACGGGUCUAGUGUGUCCAGGCUCUACAGGGCUAUCAACAGGUGAUGGCCAUGAUGCAACAGGCAGGGGGCUUCAUGCCGUUUGCCUAUCCUGGCAUGACGCCACCAAUCAUGCCACCUCCGGUGUCGACCCCGUCGACAUUUGUCCCUAGGAUGGUCCCUAUACGCCCGGUGAAUCUGACGGGGACCAUGAAUGAAGCAGCGCCCUCAAAUGUCCAUGAAAUCGAUGAGGCGGAGCAGGAGGUGGCCCGCAGGAGGAAGGGUAAGGCUAUAGCCAAACCCAGCAAGACUCGAGAUUCGGCGUUCAAACGCCUAGGGGACAAAGAGGAUGGACCCCGCAAGUCUGCCAAGCUACGUCUUGGUCCUGAGAUGGGCCGGAGUAGCGCAAUGGAAAGACUUGGCGGGAGUCGUCACGCCCAAUCUCGUCGGAGCGUAGCAAGGAAGUUACGUGCCCUGGAGGAAAAGGUGGAAGAGAAGGCAGGAGCGAAAAAGCACACCUUGGCUAAAUCUCCCUUUUCGGCCAGGGUACAUGCGCAGAGGUUGAGGCGGAAGAUUAAGAUGGACUUGGAGAAAUUCACAGGAAAGGAGGAUCCAAACGUCCACCUUGACACCUUCCACAAUGCAGCACAGAUGGCCGGGUGCACUUAUGCUGAGGAAUGCCUACUCUUCUUCUCAUCCUUGAGAGGGAGGCCAGUGGAAUGGUUUAACGGCCUUCCCCAUGGCAGGAUUGGGUCCUUUGAGAAACUUGCCGAAGUUUUCCGCAAGAAGUACCAGGACAAUUGCAUCAAGAGGAAGAAGUUCACCUACCUUAACACGUCGGGUGACCUCUACACCGAAUUCUGUAGGAGGCCACCCUCCUCUUACCAAGAAGCCUACAAUACGGCAUGGGAAUACGCCGAGGCGGAGGUCUUGAACAAGAGCAAGCGGGAGCUGGAGGAAGGUUAUACAAAGGUGAAAUCCGACAAGCCGAAGAAGGACGACCAGAUGGGAGGGUCCAAGCCAAAGGCCACAUAUGACGGAUCUGUCCAUCAAAUAAGGGAUGAGAAGAAGGGAGAACAACCUAAGAGGCCUUGGACAGAGAAGUGGUGUACCUACCACCAAUCUGACUCCCACAAUACGGCGGAUUGUCGGAAUGUCAAGGCUGUGCUCAAGGAGAUGGCCUUGAAGGGAGAGCUUGGGGAAGAUGCUUUAAAGAAAUUGAAGCUUGAAAGGUCCAUGCUAAGACCGCUACAAACUCCAUUGUCAAGCUUCACUGGAGCUAGCAUAGAAGCGGAAGGUCAGAUCACCUUACCGGUUACCUUGGGGUUAGGUAACAGGACAGUGACCAAACAAAUGAGAUUUGUUGUGGUCGACAUCAAGUGUGUACAUAAUGCCACUCUUGGUAGACCUAGAAUCAACCAGGUCAGGGCUAUUAUUUCCAUGGCACACUUAUGCAUGAAGUUUUACACUCCCAAAGGAAUCGGGGAGGAAAGGGGUGAUCAAAAGAACGCCCGGUCCUGCUACCUGGAAGUAGUCAAGAAGAUGACCCGCCAGUUCGAACAAAUUGAACUGGUCUCCCAGCAGGAAGAGUUAAGGACUGAGAUUGUCCAGGUGCUGACCAGGUAUAAAUCUUUGUUUGCCUGGAGUGUUGCUGAUAUGCCCGGGAUGGACCGGUCAGUCAUUUGCCAUCGUCUCUCUGUUCUUGAGGGGUCUAGGCUUGUAAGACAGAAGAAGAGAUUCUUGGCAAGUGAUAGGAGGGACUUUGUGAAGAAAGAGGUCAAGGACCUACUUGAGGAAGAAGAACCGGCCAGGGCCAUCACUGAGCUUUGGUGGUCCAUGUCGGUCGACGGAGCCUCUGGACCAAAAGGUUAUGGGGGAGGUGUGGUAUUCACAACUCCGGAAGGGUUUAAGGUAUAUCAUGCCUUGAUUUUUAAUUUCAAGCUCACAAACAAUGAGGCCGAGUAUGAGGCGUUGAUAGGGGGCCUGAGAUUGGCCAAAACCCUACAAAUCACAUGCCUCAGGAUCAAGUCCGAUUCAAGCUUGGUGGUAGGCCACAUCAAUGGCAACAUAGAGGCCAAAGGAGAGAAGAUGCAGAAGUAUAGAGACUUGGCAAGGGCAUUAUUGAAGGACCUGACUGAGUAUGUGAUGGAGCAAAUCCCUAGGGGGGAGAACACCGAUGCUGACUUACUAUCAAAGUUGACGCAAGCAGCCCUGGAGCAUGUGUCCACGCUGGCCAGGAUUGAGACGCUGGAGAAAGCCAGCAUUGAAGGGUUUUCUGUUAACGUGAUAGAAGAAGAUGGACAGGCCAAUCCAGAUCGAGUGGAGCCAGAUGACAUUUGGAUGGAUGAUCUGGUCAGGUAUUACAUGACCGGGCAAUUCCCUGAAGAUGAGGACAGGGUGAGAAAAGUAAAGUUGAGGGCUCCAAGAUUCCAAAUGCUCGAUGGAAGGUUAUACAAAAGAGCAUUCGGUGGUCCAUUGCUAAGGUGCUUGACCAGGGAAGAGGCGGAAAGAGUGAUCGCCGAAGUUCAUGAGGGUGUCUGCGCCGCCCACCAAAUGUCCAGGACGCUCGCGUAAAGGAUCAUUUUGCUAGGUUAUUUCUGGACUACAAUGAACCAAGAUUGCGAGAGGUAUGUCCAGAAGUGCAAGAUUUUCCAGUCUUUAAAACACCUUUGAUUAAUAUAUACAUUUUUGGGUUGAUCUCAAAUGUUUAUAUAUACUUAUGUAUAUAUAUAUAUAUAUAUUAACUUUAUGGAUUUGGUAUAUUUUGGUCUUAACACAAAGAUGACUAAUAUAUGUGUCACAUAUAUAUUUUGGGAUGAUUUCAACAUAUGGAUUAACAUAUAUGUUCAUGUACGUAUGUGAUGAAUGAUUCGACAAGUCUAACGCAAAGGUACAGACCUGGAAAUCAUCGGCCGAAACCUUACGGAUGAGCGGGAGUGGAAACAACAUCGAAAUUCACCAACUUUGUCAUUCCCGUCACAAUUGGACAGCCUGCGGUAUUUUGAGCAUAUCUCCAUCGUUUCUUCACGGAAUUGCAAACCGUUUGAUUUUAUGGAUUCCUAAGACGUAAGGCUACAACUUUCGUGAAGAAACCAUGUUAACAUAAUGUGUUUAAAGUGGUCAAAUAUAGCUCACAAGUGGACUCAUAGUUGCUGCCAGGAUUUUGGAUGUUCUAACGAACAACGAUUCCGACGAUUAUCUCAUUAACUCCAAUAUUCUAACGCCGAACCUUCUCUACGAUACAUUCAGGAUGUUCCUAAUAAGUGUUAGAGAGUUUAUGGUAUGUUCUUGGAAUGAAACAAUAUGAAUUUGGUGAAGAAAAUGGUCCAACCCGAGGAGCUCGCCACCACUGGCGCAGUCCCGGUAUUUUGGCCAUAUCUUCUUCGUUACUCAACGAAAUCGCGAGCCGUUUGUUGGGAUGGAUUUGUAUUGUCCGGGGCUACAACUUUGGUAUAAUAAACAUUUUGAUAAAAUGAACGGAAAAUUUUAGAAUUGACUCACAAGUGGACUGAUUGUUUUAUGCUCAGGAUUUUGGGAACCUUGAUACUUCUUCUAUUUCUCCUUCUUCUUUCUUAGCUCAACAAUGGAGAUGGAGUCUCCUUUCUUCUUCCUUGAGGGAUGGCCGACAGAGAGAGAGAAUGGAUAGGGGAGAGAUGAGAGGAUGGUGGGACAUGAUGAUAAUGAAGAUAAUUGUGGUGG